CGUCAUCAGCAGCAGUCAGCGAGACUAACUGUAGCCAUUAGUAAAGCAAGCAGCUGAGUUGUUAGUUGUUACUGCCAUACUCGUAGACUAACUUACCCAGAAACUUACAUUCCAUCUCCACUGGACUGGACUUGCUUCCAGUGGCAGGCAGAGCUCAAGUAGAUGUACCAUGGCCGCAAUCGCACCCAUUCCGCUACUUCCGCCGCCGCCGUCGCCCUCCACGACCCGACCGCCUUCUGCACUUCUCCUCCGACUGCCACCUGGUAUCUCUCCACCUCUCUCCUUAUCCACUCCUAACCUCUCCAUCGCCACCAACUGCAAAUUCCUCUCCCAUUCGAAAUCCCACCGCCGGAGUCCCCAAAUUUGGAGGACCCUCGCCGCCGCCCAAGAUGCUGCUACCCUUCCACCGCCGGCUGACAUAGUCGCCCCGCUCGAUGCCGCCCAGGAGAUUGUUUCCGACGACGGAGUGAGCACCAUCAUCUCCACCCUUCUCCUCAUCGCUUUUGUUGCCCUCUCUGUUCUCACUGUUGGGGUGAUUUACAUAGCAGUCACAGAUUUCCUGCAGAAGAGGGAGAAGGACAAAUUUGACAAGGAAGAAGCAGCCAAGAAGAAGAGAGGUGGGAAGGGCAAGAAGGUCAAGGCCAGAGCAAGAGCUGGUCCUAGAGGCUUCGGCCAGAAGAUCGAUACUGAAGAUGAAUUUGCUGAUGACGAUUAGCAUAAUUUUUCCCCCUUUGCACAAGUUAUGGAUUGAUUGAUGUACUUUCCUGAAACUCAAUUCGAUUUCGAAUACCAUCAAACCCACAGUCUCAUGCUGCUGGAUUCAACAACGUUGUAGUUUCCAGAUGCGAAUUUCGACGACUGAAAUGCAAAAUGCAGCAAGUAGAUAUGAACAAGAAGAUAGAAACUAGGGAUACAUUGCCAUUGAAAGAGCCAAGAAAACUGCACUAGGCGUCGAGACUAAACAUUAACAGCUCUCAUUCUCAACCAA
Messenger RNA from Linum tenue, 988 nucleotides. Lineage: Eukaryota; Viridiplantae; Streptophyta; Magnoliopsida; Malpighiales; Linaceae. The record is from the annotation of a GenBank genome assembly.